ACAAUAGCGAUUUCCGCUUCUGCAAAACAAAAGGAACAACAGUAGUGCCCCCCGCCCCGAGUUCGUUGGUUCUUUUUGUUUUUUCUUACCACCUUCUCCUCUUCUUCACCCUUUCCUUCGCUUCAUUCAUCUUUAGAGAGAGAAACAAACCGAAAAGAGAGAGAGAGAAACACUCUCACGCACGAUGGAGGACACCGUUAACCUCCGCGCCUCCACCACCACCUCGCCGGCGCCGGAGAUUCCUAAUCCCGACCUUCCUCCCCAAACCAGAGAGGAAGGCGAACUCUCUUCCGACGACGACGACGACGAAAACCUUGAUAGCUCUACUGUGCAAUCCAUCCCUGCUGUAGGGUCUGGUUCUGUUCCACUGGUGCAAAAGAGUACACAAAACGUUCAGGGUGGCUCCAGUAAUGUACAGUUGCAAACGAAUAGACAACCAACUGCACAGAAGGACAUAAAAAAGAACCAAUUACCCCCUAAAUCUUCUCUGUGGACUGGUCAUGUGGGCACUGAUAAAAAUCUUGUCAUAAGCUUCUCUGAUGAUGACAGUGGUAGCGACUUUGAAACUAAAGGCAAUGCAUCUAGGUUGGAUAGCAGUACAAAGAGGACUAGCUCAUCCUUGGAAAAACCUAACAAGUUACGGCAAACAAGUUUACCCAAGGAAGUGCCCAAGAGAUUAUCCUUAAGUCGCACAUUUGUUUCAUCAUUGACCAAAAUCCCUGGUUCUAAUUCUAAGGGUGUUGGAUCUGUGCCACUAGUACAAGGAUCACGAGCUAGAAAUUUCAAUCCAGUGAACAAAAAUUUAGCAAACCGAGAGCGUGGACGUGAUCAAGGAGUGGUGUCAAAUGACAAUAAACUUCAGGAUUUGCGGCAACAGAUUGCGCUUAGGGAAAGUGAACUCAAGCUGAAGGCAGCCCAGCAAAAUAAGGAGAGUGCUUCAGUUUUGGGUAGGGACCACAGUGCCAUCAACUCAAAGAAUAUGGCUAGAAAAAGUACUCCAGUUUCCUCUGGACCUGCACAAUUGGAGCCAAAAGAGCCAGAUAGGAAGCGCUUGAAAGUUAGCACAUCAUAUGGUACCUCUCAAGCUGUUGAUAGUCAGCAAGAAGUUCCUGUUGUUAAAUCUCUGUUGCCACCAAAAGAUUCUACGUUAGAAAACUAUCAUCCUCAGGAGAGAAACAAAAUUGACCAUGGCAAAAAAGAGAUUCCAUUAUGUAGAGCAGAGCCAAAAACUAUCACAUCACAAAAGCAACCUGACAAACAUCUUGACAACUCAUUAGAAAAUAUGCCUCGUAGAUCAAGAGACGGUGACGGCAAUUAUGGUUGCAAUCAAACCGAGAAGAGUAGUAGGCUGGUGGACCCUUCUGUUGCUUUCAACCAAAACGCAUUGCCAGCAAAUAUGAGUUCCAAUAGUGUGCCAAAAAAUUUCGAAGCAUUAAGCAAUGCAGUUCUUUUGAAUCAUAAUGGCAAUGUAAAUGUCUCAGAGCAUAACAGUAUAGAUUUACAGUCAUUUUUUGGUAUGGAAGAAUUGAUAGACAAGGAACUGGAGGAAGCUCAAGAACACAGGCACAAAUGUGAAAUUGAAGAAAGAAAUGCACUUAAAGCAUAUCUUAAAGCUCAGAGGUCUUUGCUUGAGGCUAAUGCUCGAUGCACCAAUCUUUAUCAUAAAAGGGAAUUGUAUUCCGCCAAGUUACGAUCUUUAAUUUUAAACAAUUCUGGCUUCUCUUGGUCUUCAGGGCAGCACCAACAUCCUGAUAUAGGGUUGGAUUUCUUACCUGGACUUGGAUAUGAAAUGCCCACAUCAAGCUGUCAAAGGCAGGCUGACUAUAACGAUAUUAACAAUCCAAGUUUUGAUUCUAAUAAUCGAGGCAUCAAUAAUAGGCAUUCCAAUAUAUCGAAUCACCAUGUUACUGGAGCAAAUUUAGGGUCUGAACCUUGUGGUGAACCAGAUGCCAGUACUUCAGAGCCAUUGCCUCAAAGGGAUAAUUAUGCUGCAGAUGGAUUUUACUCUCCUUCGGAUGAAUUAGAUACAGCAGCUAAUGAAAAUGAAGAAAUUUCUCCACCUGGACAUGUUUCUAAUCAUCGUGAUGCUGAGUAUCAUAGAAAACAAAACUCAAAGUCCAAAUUAGUGGACACAGAUACGACUUCAAAUGCAAAUUUUUCCAAUGAUAGUCCCCAGGAUUCUUUGCUUCUUGAAGCAAAAUUAAGAUCUGAAUUAUUUGCACGAUUCGAGGCAAGAGCUAAGAAGAGUGGCAAUCCAUGUGAUGAUGUAGAGCCUGCUGCUGAAAGAGGGGCUGAAAAUGAGGUUGGAAAUGAGAAAACCCAGGUGCAUAAAAAUGUUGCUGUUCCAUUCUCUAGGGCGGAAGAUACUGAUGUUAAAGGCAUUGAGAGUCCUGAAAGGAGCAUCUUUGUGGAUUUGAGGGAUAUUCAAAGUCAGCAAAACAUUGGUGGGAAUUCAUUGAAUGUCAACUACAGCAUUGGUUCAGGAGAUAUGCCUUGUCUUACAAAUAAAGUGAACAUCCCGCUUUUGAUUUUUAGGAGUGCAUUCAGUGAUCUGAGAGGAAUGUUUCCAUUCAAUUCAAAUCAAUUACAGAGUAAAAAUAUGUUUAUUCAUGCUAAUGAUGGUCAAAAUGAAAAUGCUACUUCUCUCAGUUCUGAUGAAACAAAGUCUAGCGAUGUGUUAGCAAUCUCCAUGCCUGUCACUGUAGGAAAUUUAAUCUCAGAUGACAGCUCUUACAGCUGCAGUACUUCAGUUGAUCCAUUUUGGCCGCUUUGCAUGUAUGAACUGCGAGGAAAAUGCAACAAUGAUGAGUGUCCCUGGCAGCAUGCUAAGGACUAUGGUGAUAAAAACAUUCAGCACGCUGGUUCUAAAAAUGAAGAUUGUCAAGGUAGAUUACCAUUGCCUCUACAGAACGCUAAUGGUGUGGCAAAAGUUCCCAAGUGUUACAAAGCUACGAUUCUGCCAACUUACCUUGUUGGUUUAGAUACUCUGAAAGCAGAUCAAUUUGCAUAUAAACCUGUUGUGGUACAUAGAAAUGCUCAAUGCUGGCAGAAACAUUUCACCCUUACUUUAGCAACAUCAAAUCUGCUUGGAAAUGGUUUACCUGCUGAUGGUCCAUUAUUGCAUGGUGGUGAUGAACGCAUAGAGGUCCAUGGGGCAUGUAACACACAAUUAUCUUCUUUUCAUUGGAGAACUGGAGCUGGGAAUCAAAUUAAGCAGGCUAUGGCUGACACUGAACAAGUUGUUGAGAUGGCUCUUCUUAUUCUCAACCAGGAAAUUAAUAAAUUGCAGGGUGUAAGGAAGGCUCUGUCUGUGCUGUCCAAAGCUCUGGACAAUGAUCCAACAUCUGUGGUUCUCUGGAUUGUUUAUCUACUCAUUUACUAUGGAAAUUUGAAGCCAAAUGAAAAGGAUGACAUGUUCUUGUGUGCGGUUAAGCUCUGUGAAGAAUCUUAUGUGCUGUGGCUCAUGUACAUCAAUAGUCGGGGGAAGCUUGCUGACCGAUUGGUUGCCUAUGAUACUGCUCUUUCAGUGCUCUGUCAGCAUGCAGCUGCCAGUCCCAAGGACAUAAUACAUGAAAGUCCAUGCAUCUUAGACCUGUUUUUACAGAUGAUGCAUUGCUUAUGCAUGUCAGGGAAUGUUGAGAAGGCCAUUGAAAGAAGUUAUGGAAUAUUCCCUACUACAACAAAAUCCAAUGAGCCUCAUCAUCUGUCACUCUCAGAAAUACUCAAUUGCUUAACAGUUUCUGACAAAUGUGUAUUCUGGGUUUGUUGUGUUUACUUAGUUAUUUACAGGAGACUGCCUGAUGCUGUUGUUCAGAAGUUUGAAUCUGAGAAAAGUCUCCUUGAUAUUGAAUGGCCCGUUGUCAGUUUAUCUGAAGAUGACAAGGAGAUGGCUAUUAAACUUGUGGAGACAGCUGUUGAAUCUAUUGAUUCUUUUGUCUAUAGUGAAUCUGUAAAAAGUGAAGUUAAUCUCAGGUCUGCUCAACUUUUUGCACUCAAUCAUAUCAGAUGCAUGGCUGCUCUUGAUAACAAAGAAUGCUUUAGAGAUUUGCUGGAUAAAUAUGUUAAGCUGUAUCCUUCCUGCAUAGAAUUGGUCCUGGCAUCAGCUCGUAUACAGAAACAGGAUAUUGAUGUUGAUGGUUUCAUGGGAUUUGAGGAAGCCAUUAACAGAUGGCCAAAAGAAGUUCCUGGAAUCCAGUGCAUCUGGAAUCAGUACAUUGAAAAUGCUAUCCACAAUCGAAGAAUUGAUCUGGCAAAAGCAAUUACAGUCCGGUGGUUCAAGUGUAUUUGGCAAGUACAAAAUCUCCCAAAUGGAGGGAAGGAGAUCACUGAUGAUGGUAAUUCUUGUGGCUCAUUGGGAUUGGAUUCAAAAUCUGUUUCAGACAGAUUCAGUUCUGAUCAUAAACAGAUAGAUAUGAUGUUUGGAUUUCUUAAUCUGUCUCUCUAUAAUUUUUUACAGAAUGAUAAAACAGAAGCAUGCAUAGCUUUUGACAAGGCUAAGAGUACUGCUAGUUUUGGAGGUUUAGAACAAUGUAUGAAGACAUAUGUGAUGUUUCUGGUUUAUGAUGCGUGGAGCUUGAAGGAGGAUGGUUCUGAUGGUGCCAUCAAGAGGAUUUUGGAGUUGUAUGCAGAUGGUUCCUCUCAGGCAUUGCUAGUCCCCAAGGUGUUGACCAGAAAAUUUGUUGACAACAUCAAGAAGCCAAGAGUACAGCAUCUUAUUGGUAACAUAUUAAGUCCAGUUUCAUUUGACUGUUCUCUUCUAAACUUGAUACUUCAGUCAUGGUUUGGUUCAUCUCUUUUACCCCAAACUGUUAGUGACCCCAAACAUCUGGUGGAUUUUGUUGAAGCCAUUAUGGAGGUUGUUCCUCACAACUUCCAAUUAGCUAUUGCUGUUUGCAAGCUACUAACCAAGGAAUACAAUUCUGACUCAAACUCAGCCAGUCUAUGGUUUUGGGCUUGUUCAAACCUGCUAAAUGCAAUUUUAGAUGCCAUGCCAAUACCACCUGAAUACGUCUGGGUGGAGGCUGGAGAGCUUUUGCACAAUUCUAUGGGCAUUGAGACAAUAUGUGACAGGUUUUAUAGAAGGGCUCUAUCAGUGUAUCCAUUUUCUAUCAUGUUGUGGAAAUGCUUCUAUAAGCUGUAUAUGACCAGUGGAGAUGCAAAAGAUGCUGUUGAUGCAGCAAAACAAAGGGGUAUUGAACUGUUAACUAAAGAUUUAGGAACCGAUUGAAAGUCAGGUUGGUUCACGGGAAAUUUGGUCCCAGUUUUGCUUCUGUCACAAGGCCUCAACAUGUAGAUGAUUUUUUAAAUCGUACUAUAUUUCCACCUUUUGGAAGCAGUUCUAUUGACAAAGAAGUUUCAGGUUUUUGAGAGUUGGACCUAAAUCGAACUUUUGUUCUGGAAGAUAAAUAAGGUAUGAGUAUAUUGCAAUGUCUGAUUACUUGUUAGGUGCAGGCACAAAUAGAUUAUAGGCUGUCAAACUUUAUAGGAAUAGUGAAUCUUCUGUUUUUGCCGUCUUGCUUAAUGAGAAACAAAAUAGUACUAGCACAUUUGAAGGCCAUUCCACCAUAGGGGAAUGUUGGUAACUUACUCGUUGACACUUUUCAACAUUUUAUUGUUAUUAGGUGAAAUCUUGUGUUGGCAUCACUAAAUAACUUAAACCCAAUCCCAUAUAAGUUGACCAACAUGAGGUUUUAUCCGAUAGUGUUGAAAAGAGUGUCAGAUUUGAAUUGCUAGCAUUUUUCCUCCCCGUUAUUAUGUUGGGCAUGGUGGUAUCAUAUUUUGGACAUUGAAUUUUGUAGACUGUUAGCACAGAUGGAAUGAAAGAAAAUAUUUUAUUGUGUACC
Messenger RNA from Glycine soja, 5843 nucleotides. RefSeq lists its product as uncharacterized. The record is from RefSeq and is a predicted model, not a curated record. NCBI's taxonomy places the organism in Eukaryota, Viridiplantae, Streptophyta, Magnoliopsida, Fabales, Fabaceae. Gene Ontology annotation, cellular component: nucleus; exosome (RNase complex). Bases 185 to 5227 code for a protein of 1680 amino acids. Gene Ontology annotation, molecular function: protein binding. The transcript is spliced from 10 exons.